Messenger RNA from Morone saxatilis (striped sea-bass), 906 nucleotides. RefSeq names its product GTP binding protein 8 (putative) (gene gtpbp8). Lineage: Eukaryota; Metazoa; Chordata; Actinopteri; Moronidae. Gene Ontology annotation, molecular function: GTP binding. Gene Ontology annotation, cellular component: mitochondrion. The record is from RefSeq and is a predicted model, not a curated record.
UGUAGCUCUACAGGUCACACAUUAUUACCACGCUGCAGGGAAGAUGUUUGGCCCCCGGCUGUGUCGGUGGCUUCAGCCUGGAGCUCGGGUUGUUCCCCGGAGGAGCGCCCAUAAACUAGCCUCGCUUCAGAAAGUCAGAGCGCUCCCCACAAACAAAGUCCAAAGCUUGCUGUACCCCUUCAGUGAUCUGGAGGCCUACCUGGACAGGUCCGUGGACAGGACGCAGUUCCAGCUCUUCCAUCCCAGUUUGGAGGACAUGAUUAAAGCAGAAAAGCUCUUCUGUUCUUCUCCGUCUCAUAAGAUUGAUUUCCAAACGUCUGCAGUGAGGACGGACCACAUCACUGCACUCAAACAGCCGGAGGUGUGUUUCAUCGGCAGGAGCAACGUGGGCAAGUCGUCUCUCAUCAAAGCUCUGUUCUCCCUGACGCCUGAGAUAGAAGUCCGAGUCUCCAAAACUCCAGGUCACACAAAGAAGAUGAACUUCUUCAGAGUGGGCACAGCUUUCACCGUCGUUGACAUGCCAGGAUACGGAUACAAAGCACCCAAAGACUUUGUGGAUAUGGUGGAGCCGUACCUUUACUCACGGAAAAAUCUGGUGAGGACGUUCCUGUUGGUCGAUGGCAGUGUUGGUCUUCAGAGCGCUGAUAUGAUCGCCCUGGAGAUGUGCGAGGAGAUGACACGUCCAUAUGUGCUCCCUCCAGUUCGGGGGAAUCUUCCUCCUGAGGUGCUUCAUUGCCCACGUAACAGGGAGCAUCAGGUUAACGGACACUUCCCAAAGCUGACCAGAGGCCAGCUUAGCAUAACUGAGUGGAACUGGGACUUUGCUGAACUCCACAUACAUCCACAUUGCCAGGUCGAGACAGCUGCUUGAGAAACGUUUAUUUUCUAAUAAAAUGUAAAACACGC